CUUCGUCUCUAUUCUUCUUCGUCUUAUUCGUAUUCUUUAUUCUCAAACGGUUUUUUGCACGUACGCGUUUGACGUGCGGCGCAACCGAGCACCAGGCUUUUGCAGAAAGAGAAUCUCACUCGGGUGGCCCUGUAAGUACGAAGCUGCAGUUAUAGGUUUCGAAAAAUUGUAAAAGAAAUGCCUCCUAUAAAUACGUGGAGGACGAUAUUUGUAACUGGAGGUGCUGGUUACAUCGGCAGUCACUGUAUCGUUGAACUUUUGGAGUCUGGCUACAACGUCGUGGCUAUUGACAAUUUUGCCAAUAGCGUAACCCAAGGUAAAGGAGAAUCGGCGGCAUUAAAACGAGUGGAGAAAAUAACAGGCAAAACGGUCAAGUUUUAUAAUUGCGACUUGUUGGAUAGAGACAAACUUGAGGAAAUUUUUAAUAAGAAUAAAAUAGACUGCGUCAUUCAUUUCGCUGCCAUUAAAGCUGUUGGCGAAUCUAUGCAAGUUCCUUUACAUUAUUAUCGAAAUAACGUUAUCGGUGCUAUCAAUUUACUAGAGGUAAUGAAGGCUGCUGGAUGCUUUCAAUUAGUUUUCAGUAGUUCGUGUACAGUUUAUGGAGAACCAGAUAAACUUCCAAUUACGGAAAAUCAUAUAACCGGUAAUAUAACAAAUGUUUAUGGCAGGACAAAAUAUUUCAUUGAGGAGAUGCUUAAAGAUAUAUCGAGAGCCGAAAAGAGUUGGAAUAUUAUUGUACUAAGAUAUUUUAAUCCUGUUGGUGCUCAUCCCAGUGGUUUGAUUGGCGAAGAUCCAACAAAGAAAUUCACAAAUCUGAUGCCGUUCAUUGCUCAAGUAGCUCUUGGUCAAAAAUCAGAGUUAACAAUAUUUGGAGGAGACUAUCCAACAAAAGAUGGAACGGGAAUUCGAGAUUACAUUCAUGUAAUGGAUUUGGCAUCCGGACACGUCGCAGCCUUGACUGCGUUACAUAAGCAGCAUUACAGGCUGAAAGUAUAUAAUCUUGGAACUGGAACUGGCGUUUCGGUUCUUGAAUUGAUAAAAACCUUUGAAAAGGUUACAGGAACAUGCGUACCAUUUGUUAUUAAAGACAGAAGAGAAGGUGAUAUAGUGUCAAUGUUCGCCAAUACAAGCUUAGCAGAGGAGGAAUUAGGUUGGAAGACCAAAUAUAAUGUCGAAGAAAUGUGCCGUGAUUUUUGGAGGUGGCAAACAAUGAAUCCAACCGGAUAUCGAACACCUUAUAAAAAUGGAAAUUCUAAUUAAUAGCAAUAAACAUGAUGUCCAAAAAUAAA
Ceratosolen solmsi marchali is the source of this 1289-nucleotide messenger RNA. RefSeq names its product UDP-glucose 4-epimerase. The coding region runs from base 178 to 1260 and encodes 360 amino acids. Gene Ontology annotation, biological process: beta-D-galactose catabolic process via UDP-galactose, Leloir pathway. Gene Ontology annotation, cellular component: cytosol. The record is from RefSeq and is a predicted model, not a curated record. Lineage: Eukaryota; Metazoa; Arthropoda; Insecta; Hymenoptera; Agaonidae. Gene Ontology annotation, molecular function: UDP-glucose 4-epimerase activity. The transcript is spliced from 7 exons.